UCAAUCGCAACUACUCGGCCCUUUUCGUCAGUCUUUAUCCGAAUACUGACGGAAAGGGCCGAGUAGUUGCGAUUGAGAUAAUAGCCGAGGUAGUUCCGAAUGGUCUGGAUGAUUAUACUUCCGUCACUGGAAAACCCCAAAUAUGAAUCAUCAGUUUAUGAAUGGUGGUCUGCCUGUACCAGCAGGCCAGGGCAACCAACAACCAGGAUUAGGUAAUCAGGGAAACAGAAGUAUGGUGGCACCGUCGUCUGGAAGCUCAUUCUCAGUGUUGUCCAAUCAGACUGGACCGAGUAACAAUGGAUUUAUUAGUCCAGUACAAAAUGGCAUACAGCCAUCUAUGACAGAUAUUUCUUUAGAACAAGCCAUGGAGAAACUGCAGGAGCUUGCCUCUGAGAAUGCAACUUUAAAAGAGUACUUGAAGGAAAAUAAUGAAAACAUGAAGAAACAGUUUCAGAUGUUGUUGCAAUGGAAGGAAAAAGUGAAUAAUAGUAAUAAACAAAACCUGUUACGUUUCGAGCAUCUACAUAGGCAGAUCAACUUGUUAAAAUUAGAGAAUGAAAAAUAUAAACAAGCUUUGGAAUCACCUGAUAAACAGGAAUCACUGCUAGAAGAAUUACAGUCUCGUAUACGCAGUCUAGAGGAAGAAAAAUUCAGUGCUGAGAGAGAAAUGCUAGAUUUACGUAAUAAAGUGGAGAACCUUAAAGCCGAGCUGAAUAAUAAAUCACCAGAUACAGAAACAGUUUUGAUUAACACUACAGCGGAUGAAUCUGAAUUGGAAGGGUAUAAAAAACGUUGUAUUGAGCUUGCUAGCCAAGUUCACAAUUUCCAUCAACAAAAUGAACAAUUGAUGCAAGACCUUCAACAUGUUAACACACUUAAAGUUCAGGUACAAACUGAAAAUGCAGUUCUCAAUGAGCAGAAUCUGGCAUUACAAAAACAGUUACAAGGAUUAUUUGGUGAUAUAAAUAAAACACGUUACUCUGUGGGGCCAUUAGGCGGAGUGCUGGAUCAUGGGAAGAACACUGAUUCAGGGCCUGGAAAUACUUCCAGAAAUAGUGAAAUGAAGGAAACAGAAAGUUCAAUAACAUCAAGAACAGACAUUGAAUUAUUAGCAAUGCAGACGGCCGCCACAGAGCGACAAACUAGUAUGAACGAGGAAGUAAUGUCAGGUAUUGCAGAGGAAUUGAAAGAAAAAUUACAGAUAGAAAAAGAGAGAACAUCAAAGCAAACUCAAAAAUUAAGCAGCAAAGAGGUUGAG
Messenger RNA from Ruditapes philippinarum (Manila clam), 1258 nucleotides. RefSeq names its product NF-kappa-B essential modulator-like. Gene Ontology annotation, cellular component: cytoplasm; nucleus. The record is from RefSeq and is a predicted model, not a curated record. Gene Ontology annotation, molecular function: K63-linked polyubiquitin modification-dependent protein binding. Gene Ontology annotation, biological process: regulation of canonical NF-kappaB signal transduction. NCBI's taxonomy places the organism in Eukaryota, Metazoa, Mollusca, Bivalvia, Venerida, Veneridae.